UCAGAGACAGUUAGCAAGGGCUGGAGGUGAGGAUGCACAGACACACAACAGCCCCCAGAAGACACGUCAUUAAGGAACUACACACAUGCUUUGCUUCUUCAUGGCACAGAUUGUAAGCCUCAGUGACCUACUGGUCUAGUCAAAGGAUUUAAACCAAAUGAAAGAGGAAUCUACUUUGAUAGAGAUGACAGGCCAGCUGAUUUUCACCAGAUACUGAGACCUACUUGUCUGAAAAGGUCUUACAAGUCUCUUCCAUCAUCACCAUUGAAACUGGUCAGAUUUCCAAAACUUUUGUGUCAUCUAACACAACUGAAUCUGUGCAAGUGAGUCACUAGGGAGCUGGACGGGUGGAGUCAGCCAAUUGUAGGAGAGAGAUGUGGACACAGAGGCGGUGGGCGGCACUCGCAGUGUUGUCAAUAAUCUCACUGCUGUCAGAGGAGGCGGCUACUAUUGAAGUCCCUCUGGACCCAAAGAUCCAGCAAGAGCUGAAACAGCCCCCCACCAUUGUGAAGCAGUCACUAAAGGACUACAUUGUGGACCCCAGAGAUAACAUCAUCAUUGAAUGCGAGGCCAAGGGGAACCCAGUGCCAACGUUUCAGUGGCGGCGGAAUGGAAAGUUCUUUAACGUGGGGAAGGACCCACGGGUGACCAUGAGGAGUCGAUCUGGAACACUGGAGAUCAGAAGCAGCGGGAAACCAGAAGAUUAUGAAGGAGAAUACCAGUGCUUCGCCUCCAACAACUUGGGCACAGCCAUUUCCAACAAAAUCCUGCUUCGAGUGUCAAAGUCUCCACUGUGGCCAAAGGAGGUUUUGGAGCCAGUGACUGUGCGUGAGGGAUCAUCACUCGUCCUGGCCUGCAACCCUCCUCCUGGUCUUCCCCCUCCUGAAACCUUCUGGAUGGACAGCUUCAUCAUGCCUAUAGCACAGGACAGUAGGGUGUCAAUGGGCCUGAACGGUGACUUGUUCUUCUCCAACGUGCUGGCUAAAGAUGCCAAGACUGACUACAGCUGCAAUGCUCGCUUCGAGUUCACACACACCAUACAGCAGAAGAACCCCUACACACUUAAAGUGCAAACAAAAGAACCUUAUAAUGACACCUUUCUCAACUCCACUGAUGUGUAUGGUGUGCGUAAUAUACCAGAAACCCAGCCCACCUUUCUAUCUCCAACGGGCUUGUCCAGCUCCAAGAUGGUGCUCAGAGGAGAAGAGCUUCUCCUGGAGUGUAUAGCAGCUGGAGUACCAACUCCUACCAUUACCUGGUCCAAAAGAGGAGGAGACCUGCCAGCGAAAAAAGUCAGGAUUGGGAACUUCGACAAAACCUUACGCAUCCUCAAUGUGUCUGAGGAAGACAUUGGCAGCUACACCUGCAUGGCCAGCAACAGAAUUGGCAGCAUUCGCCACACCGUUGAAGUCCAGGUCAAAGCUGCUCCGUUUUGGCUAGAAAAGCCCAGCAAUCUGGUUCUUGCGCCUGAGGAGAGUGGACGAUUAGUGUGUCGUGCCAACGGGAGUCCCAAACCCACUAUUCAAUGGCUGGUGAAUGGAGAACCCAUUGAAAGUUCACUGCCCAACCCAAAUCGGAGAGUUCUUGAUGACACAAUCAUAUUUGAGACGGUUCAGUUUGAAAGCAGUGCAGUUUACCAGUGUAACGCCUCCAAUGAGCAUGGUUAUCUACUGGCCAAUGCUUUCGUCAGCGUUUUGGAUAUGGCACCACGGAUGCUUGGCCCGAAAAACCAGCUGAUCAAAGUCAUUGAAAACAACAGGACCUUUCUCGAGUGUCCUUUCUUUGGCUCACCGCUCCCUUUACUUCGCUGGUUUAAGAACGGCCUUGGCAGUGGUUUGGAUGGUGGUCACUACAGGCUAUACCACAACGGCACUUUGGAGAUCAAACAGGCCCGGACAGAAGACCAGGGCACCUACACCUGUGUUGCCAGCAACAUUCUGGGCAAGAUGGAGAAUCAAGUGCGCCUGGAGGUUAAAGAGCCCACAAGAAUAGUCCGCGCACCUGAACAUGUGACCGAACCCAGAGGAACCACAGUUCGAUUCGACUGUCGAGUUAAACAUGAUCCUUCCCUUCUUGCUACAGUCACAUGGCUGAAAGAUGACAAGCCUCUGAGCUUCAGCUGGAUUGGCCGGUUGAAAAAGGAUGAUGAGUCCUUGACCAUUUACAAUGUCAAUCCAGACGAUGGAGGAACCUACACAUGCACAGCCAAAACUGAGAUAGACGAGGACACUGCCUCAGCUCGCCUUACAGUUACAGAUAAUGACAGCUCGUCUGCUUCAAAUCGUAGUGCCUCUGCAGGUCGACCCGACCCACCUCAGGAUCUGGAGCUCUCUGACCCUUUAGCACGCAGUGUCAGACUCACCUGGGUGCCCGGAAAUGAAAACAACAGUCCUGUUACACAUUUCCUAGUCCAGUUUGAAGAGGACAGGUGGGAGCCAGGGAAGUGGCAGAACCUGUCAAUUUAUGAUUGGAAUCUAAACUCAGUUAACCUUCAGCUAUCACCAUUCGUCAACUACCAGUUCAGAGUGAUUGCGAUCAAUGCUGUGGGUCAGAGUCAACCCAGCCACCCCUCUGCACGUUAUCAGACCAGUGGAGCCCCUCCUGAUGUUGUCCCAAGUGGACUUAAAGGGUGGGGAAGCAAGAAAAACAACAUGGAGAUCACAUGGCAGGCCAUGCAGAACACAGAAAGGAAUGGGCCAAACCUGCGAUAUGUGCUCUCCUGGAGAAGUAAAGAAACAGGAGAAGAGUGGAAUAACAUCACCACAGCCAAAACAAAACACAUUGUCCAUAAUACAGACACCUACGUCCCUUAUGAGAUCAAAAUACAGGCUGUCAAUGACUUUGGACAUGGCCCAGAGUCAAACAUGGUCAUUGGUUAUUCUGGGGAAGACAAACCAUCCACUGCACCAACAGAUCUCAGGGUGUCAAAGAUCAACAGUACAAAAGUCAAUGUUCACUGGGAGCCUGUGGAGCCCAGCAGUGUAAAUGGAGAAUUUAAAGAAUACAAGUUGUACUACUGGCGGGAGGCCAGUCUAAUAAAGGGCCUGAAAGUAAAUAAGACAAAGUUGCAUAAGGGAUUCUUUACCACGGCAGAACAUCCCUCUGGCAUCCUGACAGAGCUCUAUCCAUACAGCAAAUACAAAAUGUACAUGGUGGUUGCUAACCGAGAACAUGAAGGGCCGCAAAGCAAUACUGUGGAAUUUUACACCAAGGAGGGAGAGCCAGGGGCUCCAAAAUACUUCAGGAUUCUGAGGCACACGGACGUGGUUCACCUGAAGUGGGACAAACCACUGGAGCCAAACGGUGUCCUGAUUGGAUACACACUUCAGUACCACACAGUGAACGGCACACAGGCAGGAGAGAGGAAAGUCCAGAGUUUCCCACCCAAUGUGACGGAGUACGUCAUGAAUCUGCCUCACCGCUUCACGCGCUUCAAGUUUUUCCUAGCAGCCCGUACGCAGGUCGGAGCAGGAGAAGUGUACGCCGUCGAGUCUCCGCACUUCGCUAAUGAAGGCACCCCAGAUACUGACUCUACAGUUGUAGCCGUUAACUUUACAGAUGGCUUGAUGUUCGAAAUUCCUCCUCCUCCCCUCCCCCCCUCCACUGACCCAAACCCAACAAUACUGACCCCAGAACCAACUACACCAGUUCCUACAACUGCUGCUCCAACCAAACCUACUACCACCACCACCACCACCACCACUACUACUACAACUUCUACAACUACUACAACUACCACAACUACUACAACAACUACCACUACUACAGCAGCUUCCACCACAGUAGCUCCAGUUCGGCCCGUGCCUCCCAAAACAGUGGAUUGGAAAAUACUGGCCCCGAAUGUAAAGAUCUGGAAUCUGACGGUGGAUGCUAACAAUGACAAUGCUAACGUCAGCUGGAAGCACAACUUCUCCGUUGACAGCAGCAAGUUUGUUGUAGAGUUCACACUGGACAGUAAUGGGUCGAUGACGAGCAUUCAAGUAAACCAGCAGCCUCACAUUAAGCUGGCUGGGCUGGUGGCUGGGGCCAAGUAUCGGUUGCGGGUCUAUUCCCAUGAGCACAACUCCAUCAGCAGCGACUAUGUCACGUUCGAGACAGGCAGAGCCUAUAAGGAGCAGGAAGACAUCGCUACUCAGGGCUGGUUCAUUGGGUUGAUGUGUGCCGUUGCUUUAUUGGUUCUCAUUCUGCUCAUUGUUUGCUUUAUCAAGAGGAGUCGUGGAGGAAAAUACCCAGUGAGAGAGAAGAAAGACCUCCCCUUAGAUCCUGUCGACCAUAAAGACCAAGAUGGAUCAUUUGACUAUCACAGCGACGAAGACAACAAGCCAUUACAGGGCAGCCAAACAUCCCUGGACGGGAACGUAAAAGAAAGCGACGACAGUCUCGUGGACUACGGUGAAGGAGGAGAUGGCCAAUUCAACGAGGACGGUUCCUUCAUCGGCCAAUACACAGUAAAGAAGGACAAAGAGGAGACAGAAGGAAACGAGAGCUCAGAAGCCACAUCACCUGUCAAUGCCAUCUACUCUUUGGCAUAGCAACUCCACCUGGGCACGGCGCCCCCCAGCGGGCCGGAGGGUGCCAUUACACGCAUAGAAAAUAAAUAUAUAUAUACACAGAGAAUUACGAGUAUUCACAUAGAACGCACUGGAGUGCAUGAUCCUACUGAACAAGGGAUGGGGAGCCGAAACGGCGUUCAGAAACCUUUGUUUGAGGCGUCCCCAUGCCCCACACAGACUUUAGUGUGCCUUUAGGGCGACGGGGCAAACUUUUUGAGCUUUUCGUGUGGCUUACGCUCUUCUUUUUUUAUUUUGGAAAUCUGCCUUUUCCUCCUUCUUCCUCCUACUGUAGCUACUAGCAUCAAAGAAAUGGAUAUACAAGCACCAGACCUGUGACAUAUCAACUGUGGGUCGACUCAAUUGCAGAACGUCGGCAGAUAGGUUUAUCAUAUUGAUAUUUCCGCAGUGAAUGAUCCCUUUAUUUGUUUUCGACACUAAAAUUGAUUUAUCCCAAAACAACAAACAAAGAAACAAAUGAAAUUCUUAUAGCGUGCUGGCACAGUUUGCUGUGCUUUGUAAAACUAUGCACUAUGUAUUAUUGUUAGUAUGAUUUGGGGUUAUAAUUGGACGUUAGAAUCUUCAUCAUUUUGUUUUUCACGAAAACGAAUCUAGUCCUGGAUUUAUUCUUCUAUGUGCGACAGGACUAAUAUCAUGCUUUCAUCUGCCAUUGCUUUGUUAAUAUAUUUUCACUGGCUGCAACUGUAAAAUGCCACCAAUAUUUAUAGGCUGAGGCUAGAUGGCGCCACUUGUAAAUGAAAAAAAAAAACGUUAUUUUGAAGCAUGGUAGUAUUUUAGUGCAAAAGACAAUGGAGAGGUUGUAAUACGAAGAGUUAAAUACACGAUAAUAUAUUCCUUUUUUUAUAAGAUACUUGCUUUAUAUAGUCCUCAAAAGAGAAUGAUGAUAAUAAUGAUGAUGAUGAUGAUGAUGAUGAAAUCACUUUUUUCUUUCUUCAUUUUUUAAAUCAGCUUGGUGAAGAUUCCGAUGUCAGAAUAAGUUUAUAUAAGGAGUCUACAAAGGUUUGGGGUGCAUCAAUACAUCAGUGGGUUGUUCCAUGGGGAUUUCUAGAUAUAACUCAGUAGGUAAAGAUAAGUGUAUAUAUUGUUUGGGGUUGAUCCAGUGUUCAUUCUCUUUGCGGCUGAGACACUGCCCUGAAGACAUGUCACUGUAACUGUAGUUACUUCUCUACCUGUGCUCCAACAUUAUUACUUCAUCUUCUGCACUGCUGUGUACUUAUAGUUGGGUUCAAAAGUCUGAGGCCACUUUGAAAGUCUGGAAAGCUUUUUUAUUUGUGCCUGGAAAUAAGUAACAUUUGACGAUUUUGGAAAAUAUUAGAACCUCAUAUAAAAUUAUUUGAAGUCUUUUGUGAUUCAUUACAGAUGGUCAGAUGUUCUUCUUUCUUUUGAUCAUCAAUCGCUUUUGCACUAAUAACAAAUAAUCAUAUUUAAUUCAGUGAAAACAAGGUUGUGAGUGAUAGAAAUACAUGAUACAUCAAUAUGUCAAGGUACACUUGACAAAAAUUCCUUUCAAAAAAGCUUUACAAUUAGUUACUUUACUUAAAAAAGUGAGUAAAUCCAUUUCCUUAAAAGUGACGAGUUGACUUUACUUAAAUAAAGUGAGAAAACCAUUGGAACUUGAAAUGUGCACUGUAAAAAAAGCAACAUUCCACACAAUUAUUUUAUAUUGGCACAACUAAAAUCAAUAAGUUAACCUAAUAGUUUUUACAAAUUUAAGUGGUUUCCACAUAAAACAUUUAGGUUUUCAUUUUAGGGUUUCCCACAGCUUUAGAAUUGUGUCAUUUCAACCCAUUUUAAAAAAGUAGUUUGAACAAGCAAAAAAAAUGAUUCAUAGAUGAUUCCUUGGAUUUGCUAAGUUUUUUAAAGUUAAGUGGAUGUAAACAAUUUAUUUGGGAUGAAUUUAAACAAAUUAAG
Molecule: messenger RNA, 6482 nt
Organism: Danio aesculapii
Lineage: Eukaryota; Metazoa; Chordata; Actinopteri; Cypriniformes; Danionidae
Gene: nfasca
Product: neurofascin homolog (chicken) a
Exons: 33
Coding region: 375-4532 (1385 amino acids)
Biological process (GO): cell-cell adhesion; brain development
Molecular function (GO): cell-cell adhesion mediator activity
Source: RefSeq, a predicted model, not a curated record